CUGCGAGCAGACCGCGCUCAGGUUGUUCCCCCUCCCAUCGAGGACAACGACGAGCAUCACAGCUAUGGCGACGACCAGAGUAGCCGUGCUUCCAUCGAGCCUGCCACUGGGACAGUCCUGUCAUUCGUCGAGCAGAGUUCAUCAACCGGAAAGGAGGGGGCCGCCACAUGGGCUGGGUUCAAGUCCUGGGCUGACGGUGAGAUGCAGAAGGACACUUCCUGGUCUGCAGAGGCGGUUAUGGGAGAAACGCUGUUUGUCUACGGCGCCGGAAUCGUGCGCGCUUCUGUUUCGCAGGUGUCCUUCUGAGUUUAUUGGACUGUAUUUUUGUGAGAGAAAUGAAAAGAGAUAUGAAGAGCAUCCUGUCAGUAGCAGCUGCAGCCCACGGAGGAACCCGUCUUCCUCUCCAGCGCAUUCUCAUCACAAGUCUAAUUAUAGCUCUGCGAUGCGCAGUCGCCUGGGCAAACAUGGCGUUCGUGCAUCUGCAGCAUCAAGAAUCGGAGCACAAGGAGGGCAGAGAGGAGGAAGAGAAGGAGGAGGAGGAGAAAGGGUAGGAGGAGGAGGAGGAGAGAAAGACCUAGGUCAUAACAAACUAUCAGCUUUGCAGGCUGAUGUUUGCCGACCUGACAUCAGCACUCGGGCGACUUCCACUGCUGUGACAGUGGUGGUGGUUGCAGGCCUCGUCGCUGCAGCUGCUGCUGCCUUGAGGAAUGAGACGGUGACGAAUGGCGAAUCGCUACAGAAAAAUGAACAGGCAUUGCCCAAGUGUGAGUCCUGCCAAGGGUCAGGAGUGUGCGCGGAUUGCAAUGGGGAGGGAUUUUUGGUGCAAAAAUUGUCCAAGGAACAAGCGGAGAGGGCUAGAAAGAAUUCUGCCACUGCCGCAACCAGGUUUACUGCAGGGUUAGGCAAAAAGUGGAAAUACUGCCCUUCGUGCUCAGGGGGGCGAAUCUGUGUUGCUUGUCGAGGCACAGGCUACGUUUAAACUUUGAACUUUUUUUUUGACGGUCGGCAUUCGGAUAUCCUUCCAGUUUGUUGAAUUUAUUCUCUCUGUUUCACCAACUUUCACAUUAUCUUCUUCGCCUUCUUCUCCUCCUUCUUCUUCUUGUUCUUCCUUUUUUUUUUUUUUUUUUUUUUUAGAAGACGACUAUCACAUUACCUAGUGCAGGUUUCUUUCUUUCCUUAGCUGCAAUUUAUAUGUCUGAUUGUUCCUUUUUUUUUUUUUUUCUUUCUGAUUGUUCUUUAUUAAGAUAUAAUAUAUGUAACAGCCAUUUUAUUGAAUGUAUUAUGUAUGUAUGAAGUUUGCCGGUAAUGAAUAUUGACUAUCGAU
This is a messenger RNA of Chara braunii, 1324 nucleotides long. The record is from the annotation of a GenBank genome assembly. NCBI's taxonomy places the organism in Eukaryota, Viridiplantae, Streptophyta, Charophyceae, Charales, Characeae.